Molecule: messenger RNA, 1179 nt
Organism: Phalaenopsis equestris
Lineage: Eukaryota; Viridiplantae; Streptophyta; Magnoliopsida; Asparagales; Orchidaceae
Product: homeobox-leucine zipper protein HOX21-like
Exons: 3
Coding region: 100-924 (274 amino acids)
Biological process (GO): positive regulation of DNA-templated transcription
Cellular component (GO): nucleus
Molecular function (GO): DNA-binding transcription factor activity, RNA polymerase II-specific; sequence-specific DNA binding
Source: RefSeq, a predicted model, not a curated record
UAUCUCCCACUCCACUUUUAAAUCCCUCCAUCUCACCCUCUCUCUUUCCCCAACUCCCUUUUCCCUUUCCCUUCCCCCUCCAUCCCUCUUGAUAAGAACAUGGCUUCCUUCUCCAGUGGCAUCCCAUCCUCCCCUUUCUUCCAACCUAACCUGUUUCUCUCAAUAGAUGAAGAACAAAUCCCCUCCAUGAACUCCAUUAAUGCCCUCUUCCCUUCUUCCAAUCCGAAUACCCUCACUAGAGGGAUGGUGGGGAUAAUGGAGAGAAGGCCAUCGGCUUCCUUCUCCGGCAAUGUCGAAGGGGAAGAGGAGCUCUCCGACGAAAGCUCGCAGCCGGGGGAGAAGAAGAAAAGAUUAAACUUGGAGCAAGUUAGAGCUCUUGAGAAGAACUUUGAGCUUGGGAACAAGUUAGAGCCUGAGAGGAGGAUUCAGCUGGCCAGAACUCUUGGCCUUCAGCCAAGACAAAUUGCAAUAUGGUUUCAGAACAGAAGAGCGAGGUGGAAGACGAAGCAGCUUGAGAAGGAUUAUGAUUUACUCAAGAGAAAAUUUGAUGUUGUUAAAGCUGAUAAUGAUUCUCUCCAGUUUCAGAAUAAGAAACUCCAAUCUGAGUUGCAGAUUCUGAAACUUAAAGGAUCAGAAGUGAUGAAUCUGAAUAAGGAAACUGAAGGAUGUUGCAGCAAUAGAAGUGAUUGUUGUGCAGAGAUAAAUCUGGAUAUCUCAGGAACAUUUGCAGAACAGUUGAAUCCCGACAUGCAUAGCAUAUCGCUUUUUCCGGUGAUCCGGCAGCUUCCGCCGGCGAUCUCCGGCCAGUUCUUGCAUGGAGCUUCAAGACCUGAGUUUUCAGAAGAGAGCUUUGGCAAUUUUGUGUGUGGUGUGGAAGAACAAAAUAGCUUUUGGGCAUGGGAUGAUCACCAUAAUUUCCAUUGAUGGCCAUGUGUUCUAUCAUUAUUAGAAUUACUGUUAUUUCAAUAAAUUGGAAUCAGAUUGUAUUUAAUUUACAUGUAUGGAUAUGAAGAGCAAUACAAAGUUGAAAUAUUGUGAUGUGGGUGGGAGGAGGAAUAUGGAGAAAGACAUGUUGGGAGAAUGCUCUUAAGUCAUUCCAAAUUUCCUCUUCACCCCAUUUGGUUGAGGAAGAUGUGAAACAAUGUUUAAUGAAAAAAAUAAAUUUGAUUUAUAUUUUUA